This is a messenger RNA of Brassica napus (rape), 755 nucleotides long. RefSeq lists its product as uncharacterized. The transcript has 2 exons. Lineage: Eukaryota; Viridiplantae; Streptophyta; Magnoliopsida; Brassicales; Brassicaceae. The record is from RefSeq and is a predicted model, not a curated record. Bases 1 to 561 code for a protein of 186 amino acids.
AUGUUUUGGUUAGUAAAAAGCUUAUUACUAUAUCAUUUUGUUUUUUUAGUGUUUAAAAUAUUUUUGUUACUGAGUGAUGCAUCACAGGCUGGAGCAUCAACAUCUAAAGGAUGCAUACAAAUGGAAACCAACUCUAGGAAAGAUAAGAAAGAGAUUCCAGUAUCAUCGGAUGAUCUUGGUAAGUCCUUGAGUACUACUGAUAAGAACAACCAUAUUGCACUGAUUGCUGAGACUGCAAUAACUCCAAAUGGCAAAGAGAAACAGAACACUGUCCUUACAGAGAGAAUCCCUGGUGAGAAACCGAAGAACAAAGGUAAAGAAAAGCAAGAAAGUUUCUCUACCCCGAGGACGGUCUCUGGUCAGAAAGGGAAAGGAAAAGCUUCUUCUUCUCCUCCGGUUUUGAAACCCCGAAUGCAUGUGGAUAUGAGUUCAUCACAAGCUGCCAUGUCUGUGGAAGCAGUGAAGAACAAAGUUUGGCUUUCACUAAUCGCUGCCCGGAAUCAGAACACUUAUAAUAGGCCUGUACUGCCACAAAUCUGCAGUCAAUACAUACGAACGUAAGUGAUCACUGGAUCUUUGCUCUGAAGACAUAACAGCUUGUUUGAGAAUGUGUGAUAGUGAUGAUUUUAUUUGUGUAUCUUCACAGUGAUGGAAACUUACCGGUCUCAUAUCUCAAGAAGUAUGUAGCGAAGAAGCUCGGUCUGCAAAGCGAGAACGAAGUAAUGACUCUCUCUCUCUCUCUCUCUCUCUCUCUC